AGAAAAAGAGAACGAAGUAUUGUUCCUGUUCUCUUUCUUAAGUCAUUUGAAACACUGUCCCUGCGAGUUCUUUAAGUUCCCUGUAAUCUGUACACAAGAGAAAGAGGGAGAGAGAGAGGGAGAGAGACACAGAGAGCAGGGAUCAGGUAAAGGAUUGAGGCUGCUGCAGCCAUUCAGACCUCAGGAGCUGGAAAAUUGCCAAGGAUGCAGAAGGAAAUGAAGAUGAUCAAAGAUGAGGAUGUGCAUUUCAACCUGGGUGUGAAGAGGACCCCCUCCUUUCCCCACUGCCUGCAGCCAGGGGCUUCCCGAGGGAAAGCCCCCCCAAGACAUCCCUUCCCAGAAGCUCUCCGGGGACCCUUUUCCCAGUUCCGGUAUGAACCUCCUCCAGGAGAUCUAGACGGAUUCCCCGGGGUCUUCGAAGGAGGUGGGUCCCGGAAACGGAAGAGCAUGCCCACGAAGAUGCCCUACAGCCACCCUGCAGAAGAAGCCACUGUCGCCCUCCACUCUGAGGAGAGCAAAAACCACGGCCUUCCCAACCUGCCUUUGCUGUUCCCGCAGCCCCCGCGCCCCAAGUAUGACUCUCAGAUGAUCGACCUGUGCAACGUGGGCUUCCAGUUCUACCGCAGCCUGGAGCACCUGGGGGGCAGGCCGGUCAAGCAGGAGCCCAUCAAGCCCAGCGCCGUGUGGCCGCAGCCGACACCCCCUCCGUUCCUGCCCGCGCCCUUCCCCUGCUACCCCAAAGUGCACCCGGGCCUCGUGUUCCCCUUGUUCGUGCCCUCGGCCUCGCCCUUCCCCUUCAGCCGGCACGCCUUCCUGCCCAAGCAGCCCCCGGAGCCCCUGCUGCCCCGCAAAGCCGAGCCCCCGGAGAGCGAGGAGACCAAGCAGAAGGUGGAGAGGGUGGACGUCAACGUCCAGAUUGACGACAGCUACUACGUGGACGUGGGCGGCGCGCAGAAGCGCUGGCAGUGCCCCACCUGCGAGAAGUCCUACACCUCCAAGUACAACCUGGUGACGCACAUCCUGGGCCACAGCGGCAUCAAGCCGCACGCCUGCACCCGCUGCGGGAAGCUCUUCAAGCAGCUCAGCCACCUGCACACCCACAUGCUGACCCACCAGGGCACGCGGCCCCACAAGUGCCAGGUGUGCCACAAGGCCUUCACCCAGACCAGCCACCUGAAGCGCCACAUGAUGCAGCACAGCGAGGUGAAGCCGCACAACUGCCGCGUGUGCGGCCGGGGCUUCGCCUACCCCAGCGAGCUCAAGGCCCACGAGGCCAAGCACGCCAGCGGGCGGGAGAACAUCUGCGUGGAGUGCGGCCUCGACUUCCCCACCCUGGCCCAGCUGAAGAGGCACCUCACCACGCACCGCGGCCCCAUCCAGUACAACUGCUCUGAGUGCGACAAGUCCUUCCAGUACCCGAGCCAGCUGCAGAACCACAUGAUGAAGCACAAGGACAUCCGGCCCUACAUCUGCUCCGAGUGCGGCAUGGAGUUCGUGCAGCCCCACCACCUCAAGCAGCACUCCCUCACCCACAAGGGUGUAAAGGAGCACAAAUGUGGGAUCUGCGGGCGGGAGUUCACCCUGCUGGCCAACAUGAAGCGACACGUGCUGAUCCACACCAACAUCCGUGCCUACCAGUGUCACCUCUGCUACAAGAGCUUCGUGCAGAAACAGACCCUCAAGGCGCACAUGAUUGUCCACUCGGACGUGAAGCCUUUCAAAUGCAAGCUAUGUGGGAAGGAAUUCAACCGGAUGCACAACCUGAUGGGCCACAUGCACCUGCACUCAGACAGCAAACCCUUCAAGUGCCUCUACUGCCCGAGCAAAUUCACCCUGAAGGGGAACCUGACGCGCCACAUGAAGGUCAAGCACGGUGUCAUGGAGCGGGGCCUUCAUGCCCAAGGUUUGGGGAGAGGGCGCAUCGCCCUGGCGCAGACGGCCGGUGUCCUGCACAGUCUGGAGCAGGAGGAACCCUUCGACCUGUCUCAGAAGCGCGGGGCCAAGGGGCCGGUGUUCCAGUCGGACGGGGAGAGCGCCAGGGGCAGCCCCUGCCACGAGGACGACGACGAGGACAACUGCUACGAGGUGGAACCCUACAGCCCUGGCCUGGGCCCCCAUAGCCAGCAGCGCUGCGCGCCCCAGGAUCUGUCCACCAAGCCUGAGCAGGCCCCCGGGGCGCAGGAGGAAGCCUGCAAGGAGGAGGAGGAGGAGGAAGGGUCCGGAGAAGAGUGGGAGGAGAGGAGCAAGGGCAGCCGUGGGGUGGAGGGUUGCGCCCGCAGGGAUGAGAAUCUCAGCCUGAGGGCUCUUCAGAGCACCCCGCGGGGCCCCUCUUUUUCUGAUUACUUAUACUUCAAGCACAGAGAUGGGAGUUUAAAAGAAUUACUGGAGAGGAAAAUGGAAAAACAAGCAGUGCUUUUAGGUAUCUAAGUGAACAGUUUUAAGAUUACAUUUGGAAAAUGAGAGCUAGGCAGUUCAAAUAUAGCUUUCUGCAUGAACUGUCAUUUGCUGGGGGCUGGCGGGUAGUGCCAGUCUUCACAAAUGGCUCAGACUAAAUGAGCAGGGACCGUCCUAGGCAAUGCAAAUGCUUCUCAGGUCAUUCACUGGGCCCUUGCCACUGCUAAAACACAUGCAGGGUCUUCUGGUGUGAUUUUAUGUAGUAUAAAGAACUGUGCAUAUUCUUCCAGAUAUCUCAUUGUAAGCUGAUGCUGAGAUGCUUUAGAAAUUCUAUUUUCCUUUGACUAAUAUGCAAUACAUGGUAAAUUUCUAGCUGCAAAAAUGGUGCUUGACGUGUUACCUUAUUAAUAACUAUUUAGUUGAAUUAGUGAAAGCUAUAAUGUUUUUCCUGAUAGAUGAAAAUAUUAGUAGUUGUAUAUAUAAAAAUAGCUUUUAUUAAUUAAAUAACCAAAAAUACCAGAAAUGACCCAGGAGGAUGAGCUAUUAAAGAGGAUGUUUUCAAGUAGUUGCUGCAGUUAGACAAAAUUUCAGGAAAAGAUGAACAAUUUUGAUGCCCAGAAAAGCAGCAAUACUUAGAUUCCACCUGGAAUACUUAGAUUUUUUUGUUCUGCUUCAGCUACCUUCGUGGAGUGAGGCAUUUGGAGCAUAUUUUCAGAUGCCCCUACAGUGCUCAGGGGCCCUGGCUCCCCAAACCACCCCUGUGUCCCAAGCAGGGCUCCCCGCUGGAGACCAUGGCCACCUGGCUCCAAAGCCUCAUGUCCCCUAAGACAGCUGCAAGAAGUGUUGUCACCAGUGAGCAGGGCAUCACUCUUCAGUGCUGGAGCUAAGGGGUGAUCUCUAGGAAUUCUCCCUGAAAUCUCAGCUCUGAUUUAUUCGGAGUAUUGGCAUAAUUAUCAGCUAGUCACUGGUAAGGAAGCCUCUGGGCUGUGUUCUCAGCACUGACUAUACAUUGCAAUCAUCUGGGGAAGCCUUUUAAAAAAUACCAAGGCCAGGGCCUCAUCCCCUGAGAUGCUGAUUUAAUUGGUCUGGAGUAGAGCCCCAGGAGUCCUAGUUUCCAGAUUGCCCCAGGUGAUUCUUAUGUGCAGCCAAGGCUGAGAAAGAUUGGGCUAAAAUAGCACUCAGCCAUUCCUGUGGCUUCCAGGGCUCCUCCCAGGGACUCAGUAAAUAUUCCUGUUCCUGGCUUUGGACUUGUUAAGAUAAGAACAGGAGACCACACAAUCAUAUUGCUGACUUAGGCCUUCUUGCCUGUUCUGUAAGAGCCUCACAAGAAAACACACACACACACACACACACACACACACAUAUACACUGAAAAGAUACACACUUUUUGCAGUAGAAGAUGGUGCCUAUGAUGUUUAUGGUCACCUCAUAUGUUGAAAAAUGCAUGGCUGGCCUAUGGUGACUAACUAUUUCCUCCCAGAUGCUGCACCUUGAUUCCAGUGAGCAAUGAUAACUAAAAGGGUGUGUUGGUCCCUGCAAGGAGGCCUUACUUAGCACUGACCCUGAGAAGAGCGACACUGACAAGGUGUUGCAUAUGUGACCAACCGUGAGCAGUGACCCUUUGGUACUGUGUCUGGGUUUAUGUAAAAACUGCCUCUUUGUUGGUAGUUUCAACUCCUAUUUGUAGAGCUAGGUACUGCUUGUUAUUUUGCUUCCUCUCCUCCCACACUUCCCAGUACAUUUCUUUAGAGACGCGUCCCUCUCCAGCUGCUGGGCGCCGCCUUUUCUGUGGGCCUAGGUGCUCCCCCGUUGACCUCAUCCUUCACUGUGUGCUUGUCAGUCCCUGACCCAUGUCUCCCGUCGCCUUGCCUCCAGCUGCUUCCUUCAGCCUCACCACUACCACCAAGUGCUACAGCUACCAAGCCCUGAGGUCAGAGCACCUGCAGAGGGGAUGGAGAAGAGAAGAUGGGGGUUUCUGUGGUUACGUGCAAGACUCUGGGCCAAGAGUUCCAAUUCCUUAGAAGGGCAGUUCCCUUCCAUUCAUGAUUCAUGUAGCUCAUCAGUGCCUCUGCUGAAGGUGCCCUGGAGGCUGGCAGAGGAGUCUGUGAGGCCUCCAGCACUCAGGGUGCAGCUACAUAUUUAUUCAUACAGCAGCCGAGUGUGGAGGGCCUGCUGGGUGCUGCGCCUGACCACACGUGCUGCAGACUGGGACCAAGGGUGCCUGGCUGGAAUAGGAACCGGGGAGAUCUAGAGCAGCAGGCUCUAGUCCCUUCCAACCAAAACAAAUCACGGGAGAAUGUUUGAGGAACCAGUUAAUGUUGAGAUGGAGAGAGUGCGGUCUAGAAUGGUGGUUUUCCAACCGUGCUUUCAGGAGCCAGAGGUCACCCGUAGGCCCCUGAAGGGCUCCUUGGGCGUGAGGGGAGAAACCCUCAGUGCUCUGUGCUCACUUCUCUCAGAGCCGCUCGAGUUUCGCCUGUGUUGAAUGUUAGCAUUCCAAGUCACAUUUUAUUUGGAGGGAAGAAAAAAGGUAGGUCUAGGAGAAGUAACAAAAAUUUAUUAUGGAGUGUAUUCCAAGGCCUGUUUUUAGUUUUUGACUCUGGGUAGGAGAGACUUAAUUAGAUCUAACCUGAUGGUUAAUAUAGCACUGACCUUCUGAGAACCAAGGCGAAAACCUUGGUUAUGUAUGUCGAGUGGCCAACAUCCUGGUUUUCCCAAGACAGAACUGGUUUAGACCUGUUGUCCCAAGGGUAUUUACUAAUAAAGUCACCUUUAUUCUCAAAAGUUCUUUCCCAGUUUGGGUGAAAAAUGACAUGGACACCCUAUGCCUGAGCACAGAGCUGAGGGAGGGGUUGGCCAACCUUGCCUAAGGAGCUGAUUAACCAGAGGUGAGCCGGAAGGGGACCCAUGGGGCCAUCUCAGAAAACUGAGGGAUCAAGCCUUCCAAGGUUACCAGCACACCAAGGCCAGGACAGCAUGACACUCAUCACGUGUGUCACUCUGAAAAUAGGUCACUACCAAAUGCUUUCCAGGCUUUUGACCACUGUUACUUUGAACAAACCAAUGGACCAGCCAAGUGGCAUAUUUUUCUUUUACCCUUUUUAUUCAUUCCUGUAUUACCACUCUUGCUGCCUCUCAAUCCCUCUUUUUUUUUUUUUUUUUAAGGUAGAGGAGAUUAUUUUUU
Molecule: messenger RNA, 5575 nt
Organism: Lemur catta (Ring-tailed lemur)
Lineage: Eukaryota; Metazoa; Chordata; Mammalia; Primates; Lemuridae
Gene: ZNF366
Product: zinc finger protein 366
Exons: 5
Coding region: 205-2427 (740 amino acids)
Biological process (GO): regulation of transcription by RNA polymerase II
Molecular function (GO): RNA polymerase II cis-regulatory region sequence-specific DNA binding; DNA-binding transcription factor activity
Source: RefSeq, a predicted model, not a curated record